Messenger RNA from Penicillium odoratum, 621 nucleotides. Its product is annotated as peptide-methionine (R)-S-oxide reductase. NCBI's taxonomy places the organism in Eukaryota, Fungi, Ascomycota, Eurotiomycetes, Eurotiales, Aspergillaceae. Gene Ontology annotation, biological process: response to oxidative stress; protein repair. The record is from RefSeq and is a predicted model, not a curated record. Gene Ontology annotation, molecular function: peptide-methionine (R)-S-oxide reductase activity. The coding region runs from base 1 to 621 and encodes 206 amino acids. The transcript is spliced from 2 exons.
AUGCGAUCCCAAGCUGUACGUAUCUUCAGGACUACUCUUAGGCACCGUGCCCUCGUUCAACCUUCCGCCCUACCCCGACCUCACUCUACUUCCGCCCGUCCGACACCAGGUUCGAAAGUACUCCGAGCAGCUCCGACGAUCCCAUUCUUGGGCGCCUUCUUCAGCUCAAACAAACCAAGCGAAUCAACAGAAAGCAUGUCGUAUCCUGAUCAGCGUAGUGAAGCCGAGUGGAGGGCGGUUCUGAGUCCCGAACAGUUCCGGAUCCUUCGUGAGAAAGGCACUGAGCGCCCUGGCACCGGUGAAUAUGACUCCCACUCCCCGUCGAAGGGUGUGUAUAACUGCGCCGGUUGCAACGCGCCGCUGUACAAGGCCGACCACAAAUUCAAAUCUGGCUGUGGCUGGCCUGCUUACUUCGACUCAAUUCCUGGCGCUGUGAAGAGACAUGUGGAUAACACAUUCGGUAUGAAGCGCACGGAAAUUACUUGCAGCAACUGCGGAGGUCAUCUCGGCCAUGUCUUCGAGGGCGAAGGAUAUCCGACCCCGACCGAUGAGCGUCACUGUGUGAAUAGUGUUAGUCUGCGAUUUACCGAGGAUGAAGGGACUACCGAGGAAUCCAAGUAG